Molecule: messenger RNA, 1131 nt
Organism: Lasiodiplodia theobromae
Lineage: Eukaryota; Fungi; Ascomycota; Dothideomycetes; Botryosphaeriales; Botryosphaeriaceae
Product: F-box domain cyclin-containing protein
Exons: 2
Coding region: 1-1131 (376 amino acids)
Molecular function (GO): protein binding
Source: RefSeq, a predicted model, not a curated record
AUGGCCCACCUCACCUCUCUGCCGUCCGAGCUCCUGCUCCAUAUCCUUAGCUUUCUGCCCAUCCGCUCUCUGCUCGCCUUUUCCUUAGCUAGUCGGUCCGCAUACGUUCUUGCCUCGUCCAGUCUGCAAACUCUGUCCCUGGGAGUCUAUCCCACCCGUGUUUCGUCCUUGAUCAGCCAGCUCUCGAGCACAAGUCCUACCGCGUCCCCGUACUCCCGUAGCACCAGGAGUCUCAGCAGCAGCGCCGGCUCUCUCCCUUCUUCGUCGGCAUGCAGCUCCAAAUCCUCGUCGUCUGAGCUCUUCAACGAGGCGUGCACUGUCGCACAUGUCAUCCCACAGGCGUCGGAGCUGCGGCCUCAUACGCUGCUGGCCUUCCACACCGCUCUCACCUCGUCCAUCCUGAACCGCUACUGCAUGUCGAUGCGCCACCUGGAGCUCAGCAUCUGGGCCCUUACCCCGCCUGUGGCAGACGCCCUUGCGGGCCUGAAGAACCUGCGCACUCUGUGCCUGCGCAUCGAGGACCCCUUUGGCCGCGGCUUCCUGCGCCGCUGGAUCAUCAACUGGGGCUCGACCGUCGACGAUGACGACGAUGACCGGGAGGAUGAGGCCGAGCAUCGCGGCCCGCGCCGGCUUCCGUCUCUGUAUCGCGCCCUGCCCGAGGCUGGGAGUGGCACUGAGUGGAACAAGUUCGCCGAUGCGUGGAGCCGGCUCGAGACGCUGCGGCUCGUUGGCGCCGAGGUGAGCGACUGGCAGCUCUGCCAGAUCCUGAAGAGGAACGUCGGCCUGAAGGAGUUGUGGCUGAAGAAGUGUCCGGAAGUUGGCGGCGAGCUGCUGAAGUUUUUGGAUGAGGAGUGGGAGGGGAGGAGCAGUCUGCAGACGCUGGGCCUGGUCGACUGCGAUCUCGCGGGCGAGAUCAACGCAGAGACGGUGACGCACGUUGGAAAUUUGCCGAACUUGCAGUUCCUGUCGUUGCUCGGCUGUAAGGGCGUGACGAACAGCACUGUCGAGCACUUGAACGACGAGUCUUGGCACAUCCCGCACGUCGAGAUGCCAGGCGCCCACGCAGCGGAUAUUGGGCCAAUGCCCGCUGUGAUUGAAGUUGACCCCGCCUAUGUUGAUGAUGAGGCAUGA